This is a messenger RNA of Danaus chrysippus (African queen), 219 nucleotides long. Lineage: Eukaryota; Metazoa; Arthropoda; Insecta; Lepidoptera; Nymphalidae. The record is from the annotation of a GenBank genome assembly.
AUGGUGUCCCUGAUUCAAUCCAGACCGAUUUGCACUAUUCUGCAGUGGAGGAUAAAAAAAUUACAUGGCAACUCUAAUCCAGGACUCGAUCCAGGGCGCAUUCCCGAUUCGUUCCUCGUUGUUUUUGCGGCUAGGCUCACUAAUGGCUACAGGUUUAGCGAGAGCACCCGAGUUGUCCUACCCAAGACUGGUCUGCUCAAAAACAUUGAUGAAUCUUAA